AUGCUUACGUUAGGAGGAGCUAAUAAGCUGUUACUAAUUAAAUCACCGGCAUAUUCCUUCUCCGGCACAAGAAUCGUUAUUAGUACCAAAUGCGCGGUCGUCAACGUUAAUUCCCGGGCCAAUAAUCGAAACUUGAUCGAGAAAAUCAGAGAGAGGAUAACAUAUGAUGAUAAGGUGGAGAUCAUGUCUCCGUCGGCAUACGACACCGCAUGGGUGGCGAUGGUGCCGGCGACGGAAUAUUCCGGUGGCGGCGAAAGUGAUCGGCGGCCGUGUUUCCCGCAGUGCUUGGAUUGGAUAAUGGAAAAUCAGAAUCCAGACGGGUCGUGGGGUUUGGGUACGGAUCACCCGUUUCUCGUUAAAGAUCGUCUCUCUUGCACCUUGGCGUGUCUGCUCGCUCUUCGGAAAUGGGGUGUUGGCCAACAACUAGUACAAAAUGGCAUGGAUUUCAUCGCAUCCAACGGUUGGGCGGCAGCUAACAAUAACGAUCAGUUUUCGCCCGUUGGAUUCGAUAUUAUAUUCCCUUGGAUGUUUGAAAUCGAGUUAAUUAAUUUAUUGAUCGAUUGUUUCGUUAGACGAAAGCAAAACGUCCAAGUAUAUGCGUUGGAAGGACUCGGUAAAUCAUGCAAUUGGAAGGGGGUAAUAUCGGAACAUCAACGAAGUAAUGGCUCGUUGUUCAACUCACCAGCUACUACUGCAGCUGCUUUGAUUCACAGUCGUGAUGAAAAAUGCUUCGAAUACUUGAUCUCGGUUCUCAAAGCUUCCAAUGGACGGGGUACGCGAUUGUUUUUUAAUUUGUUAGUGCCUACUAUUUAUCCGAUGGAUAUAUACACGCGUCUUUGCAUGGUCGACAACCUCGAAAGAUUGGGAGUAAGCAAAUAUUUUGAAUUUGAGCUACGCAACAUUCUCGAUGAAAUACACAUGCGUUGGUUGGAGAAAGACGACGAGAUUUUUUCUGAUAUUACUUGUCAUGCAAUGGCCUUUCGACUUCUACGAUCCCAUGGAUACGAUGUCUUAUCAGGUAUAUAUAUAUAUAUACACAUUUAUGAAUUGACGGAAUAUGUUGACGAAGAACAUUUCGUUAAUACGGUUAGCAUGCAAUACGACGGUGUGACAACCGUGCUCGAGCUUUACAGAGCUUCGCAGGCGAGAAUAUGCGACGAAUCAAUACUCGACAAAAUUCAUGAUUGGACUAGUGCAUUUCUGAAGCAGCAGUUGCUAAACCAGAGCAUCCUCGACAAGCGAUUACGAAAGCAGGUGGAGUAUGACUCGUACAACUUUCAUGGCACGCUCGAUCAAUUCGGAGUCAGACGAAGCAUUGAGCUAUGCGAUGCUCGAGAUUUUCGAAUUCUCAAAACAGCAUACAGGUGCCCCACAGUCCAUAACGAAGAUUUUGUUCGACUUUCGGUCGAAGAUUACGGAAUUUCCCAAGCUCAAUACCAAAAAGAACUCCAACAAAUGGAGAGUUUGAUUGCUGCAGUUAUCGCCGAUCCCGAAUUAUACAUGGCUCGAAUAUCUUACGUUAAAGCCAUUGUCUUAAUUACUCUGUUUGACGACUUUUUCGAUUGUUACGGAUCCAGAGAAGAAGCGCUCUGUGUUAUCGAACUAGUACGCAAAUGGAAUGUGCAUGCGGAAACAAGUUAUUGCUCUCGAGAAGUCGAAAUUCUAUUUACUGCGUUGUACAACACAGUCAACGAAGUUGCGGAAAAUGCUUAUGUGGCGCAAGGCUAUUGGAUUAAAGAGGAUCUAGUUAGCAGGUGGCUCGAUUUACUAGAGAAUUUUGCGAGAGAAAACGAGUCGUGGAGUACCGAGACUAAUGUAGCGAUGUCCCUAGACGAUUAUUUGUCGUUUGCAUGGAAAAGUAUCGGAGGGAAAAUUUGCGUUUUCACACCGACCCCGUUUCUCGGGAUUAAAAUACCACAGGAAAUGUUUAAAUCCGCAGAGUUCGAUAGUUUGUCCGAAUAUACCGGUUUGGUUUGCAGACUUCUCAACGAUCUCAAGACUUUCAAGAAGGAAAGAGACGAAGGGACGCUAAACGGUGUGACUUUGCAAAUAGUUGGAGGCGUUUCGGAAGAGGAGGCGAUUUUGAAAGUCGAAGAAAUUAUUGAAUAUAAUCGGAGAAAAGUGUUGCAAAUGGUUUAUCGAAGAGAAGGAAGUAUUGUUCCGAGAGAAUGUAAAGAAUUAUUUUUGAAGACGAGCAAGAUGGCUUAUUGCGUAUAUCCGUACAAUGGUGGAGACGAAUAUUCGUCUCCGAAUCUCAUCAUGAAGGAUAUAAAGAAAUUGCCAAUGGGUUAUACACUCAAAGUUUUUCCUUCCUCAAGCCUAAAAAAAAUUGGUGCAAAUUCGUUCUCCGGUGGACCGAUCGUCACCACCAAAUGCUGCCUGAAUGUUGAUUCCCCAGCCAAUCAUGGAAGCUUGAUCGAGAAAAUCAGGGAGAGGAUAACCGAUGGCAAGGUCGAGAUAUCGCCGUCGGCGUACGACACGGCAUGGGUGGCGAUGGUGCCGGCGAGGGAAUAUUCCGGCGGCGGUAGUGAUCAGCCCUGUUUCCCGCAGUGCUUGGAUUGGAUAAUGGAAAAUCAGAAUCCGGACGGGUCGUGGGGUUUGGAUCCGGGUCACCCGUUUCUGGUUAGAGACUCUCUCUCUUCCACCUUGGCGUGCGUGCUUGCCCUAAGGAAAUGGGAUGUUGGCCAACAGCUAGUACAAAAUGGCAUGGAUUUCAUUGCAUCCAAUGGUUGGGCUGCUAAUAGUAAAGAUCAGUUUUCACCCAUUGGAUUCAAUAUUAUAUUUCCUGCAAUGAUGAACUAUGCUGAGGAGCUAAAUUUAAAUCUGCCCUUAAAUCCCACUCUAGUCGAUUCAUUAAUUCACAUUCGAGAUUCAGAAAAUAGAAAACGAAAUCAAGAAUAUGCGUUGGAAGGACUCGGUAAAUCGGGCAAUUGGAAGGGGGUAAUAUCGGAACAUCAAAAAAAUAAUGGUUCUUUGUUCAACUCACCAGCUACUACUGCAGCUGCUUUGAUUCACUGCCGUGAUGAAAAGUGUUUCGAGUACUUGAUCUCGGUUCUUAAUGCUAAUUGCAAUGGAUGGGUGCCUACUAUUUACCCUGUGGAUAUAUACACCCGUCUUUGUGUGGUUGAUACCGUCGAAAAAUUGGGUGUAAAUCGGUAUUUUGAAUUUGAGCUACGCAACAUUCUUGAUGAAAUAUACGAGCGUUGGUUGAAGAAGGAAGACGAGAUUUUUUCCGACAUAACUUGUCAUGCAAUGGCAUUUCGACUUCUACGAGUCAAAGGAUACGAUGUCUCGUCAGAUGAAUUUGCGGAAUUUGUUGACCAAGAGCAUUUCUUCGAUACGGUUAGCAUACAAUACAGUGGUGCAAGUACAGUGCUCGAGCUUUACAGAGCUUCACAGGCAAGAAUAUUCGGCGAAGACAUUCUCGAGAAAAUUCAUGCUUGGACUAGUCAAUUUCUGAAGCAGCAGUUGCUAAACCAAACCAUUCUUAACAAACGAUUACAGAAGCAGGUGGAUUAUGACUUGAAGAACUUUUACGGCACACUAGAUCAAUUUGGAAUUAGACGAAGCAUUGAGCUAUACGGUGCUCAAGAUUUUCAAAUUCUGAAAACAGCAUACAGGUGCCCCACAGUUCAUAAUGACGACUUUAUUCUAUUUUCGGUACAGAAUUUCAGAAUCUCCCAAUCUCGACACCAAGAAGAACUUCAACAAAUGGAGAGGUGGUAUGUUGAAUGCAGGUUGGAUCGCUUAAACCAAGGAAGGAAAAUAUUGCGAAUUUCUUACAUUUUGACUGCAGCGGUUAUUGUUGGUCCAGAACUAUCUUUGGCUCGAAUAUCUUAUGCUCAAGUUGUUGUUCUGAUAUCGUGCUUCGAUGACUUUUUCGAUCUUUAUGGAUCUAGAGAAGAAGCGUUCUCUAUUAUCGAAUUAGUAAGCAAUUGGAAUGUGCAUCCAGAAACGAGUUAUUGCUCCCAAGAAGUCGACAUUCUGUUUACGGCACUGUACAACACAGUGAAUGAAGUUGCAGAAAAGGCUUAUGACAAGCAAGGCUAUUAUGUUGAACAUGAUCUAGUCAGCAUGUGGCUCGAGCUACUAGCAAGUUUUACGAGAGAAAAGGAUUCGUGGAGUGAGAAUAUUGAUUAUGUAUCAACCCUAGACGAGUACUUGUCUUUUGCAUGGAAAAGCGUCGGCUGCAAACUGUGUGUUUUCACUUCGGUCCAUUUUCUAGGUAUAAAAAUAACUGAGGACAUUUUUACGUCUACAGAGUUCACUAGUUUGUGCCAGCAUUCUUCUCUCGUUUGCCGACUUCUCAACGAUCUCAAGACUUUUAAGAAGGAACACGAAGAAGGGGCGCUAAACAGUGUGAAUGUGCAAACAGUUGACGGAGGCAUUUCAGAAGAGGAUGCGAUUUUGAAAGUCGAAGAAAUUAUCGAGUACAAUCGGAGAAAAGUGCUGCAAAUGGUUUAUAAAAGAAAAGGAAGUGUAGUUCCUAGAGAAUGUAAAGAAUUAUUUUGGAAGACAUGCAAGAUUGCUCAUUGCUUAUACUCCCACGAAGGUGGAGACGAAUUCUCGUCCCCUAUCGACAUCGCUAACGAUAUUAAUGGAUUGAUUUCCGAGCCCCUUACUGAUUUAAAAAAAAAAAUGACGUCACUCUGGUUGAAACCCGCAGUUUUCGCUUUCUCACAUCACCAUGGUUUUCGACUGACUUUUGCUUCACAUAAAUUCCCCACUCGUCUCAGAUGCAGCAGCAGCAGCGGCCUCAAUCAUAACAACUCAACGAGCUUACAAGAAUCAAUCGGAAGAAUAAGAGAGAGGAUUGCCGAUAAUGGAAACGUCGAGAUAUCUCCGUCCGCGUACGACACUGCGUGGGUGGCGAUGGUGCCGGAGAGGGAAUAUUCCGGCGGCGGCGAGAAGCCGUGUUUUCCCGAGUGUUUGGAUUGGAUUAUCCGAAACCAGAACCCGGAUGGGUCGUGGGGUCUGGAUCCGGGUCACCCGUAUUUGGUUAAAGACUCUCUUUCUUGCACACUCGCUUGCUUGCUUGCCUUGAAGAAAUGGAACUUUGGCCAUGAACAACUCCUCAAAGGAUUGGAAUUCAUAAGAGCAAAUAGUUGGGCUGCUACCGACAAAGAUCAAUUUUCUCCGGUUGGUUUCGAUGUUAUUUUUCCGACGAUGAUCAACUACGCUAAUCAACUGGAUUUGAUUCUGCCUUUUGACCGUGAUUUACUUGAUUCCAUGAUUCUAAACCGAGACUCGCAAAUUAAGAGUGAAGGAAACCCGAAUUCGUUGGGAUAUAUUGCCGAAGGAAUCGGAGAGUCGUUCGAUUGGAACGAUGUCGUAUUGACGAAACAAAGAAGUAAUGGUUCACUUUUCAAUUCUCCAGCCACUACUGCAGCUGCUCUUAUUUACAGUCAAGGCAACAAUAAGUGCUUCCAGUAUUUGGAAUCACUUCUCAAAAGUUUCAAUAAUUGUGUGCCAACAAUUCAUCCGUUGAAUGUAUAUACUCGUCUCUGCUUGGUCGAUACCAUCCAAGCGUUGGGAAUAGAGCGACACUUUGAAUCCGAAAUCGAUAGUAUUCUGGAAGAAACUUACAGAUUAUGGCAGCAGAAAGAAGAAGAGAUUUUCGCCGACGUAACUUGCUGCGCGGUGGCAUUUCGACUGUUGCGAAUCAAAGGAUUUGAAGCUUCUUCAGAUGAAUUGGCUCCGUACGCCGAGCAAGAUCACGUUAGCUUGAAAACAAAUGGCGUCCGUACGGUUUUUGAGCUCUACAGAGCAUCGCAGAUACGAAUGUAUGAAGACGAAACAACUCUCGAGGCUGUAAGUAAUUGGACCACCAAAUAUCUGAAGCAGCAGUUGCUCGGUAAAACCAUUCCCGACAAGAAAUUGCAUAAACAGGUGGAAUACGAGUUGAAGAACUCCCAUGGCGUACUUGAUCGGAUUAGAAAUAAACGAAGCCUUGAUCUAUAUGAUGUGGAUGGUUACCAAAUUAUGAAAACUGCGUAUAGGUGCCCCGCGGUAUAUAACGAAGAUUAUCUCGUACUUUCGAGCCAAGAUUUCAAUAGUUGCCAAGCUCUAAACCAGAAAGAGCUUCAACAAUUGGAGAGGUGGUACACGGAUUGUAGGUUGGACCAGUUGAACUCGAGACGAGACGUACUACAUAUUUCCCAUUUUCUAACUGCAGCAGCUUUCGGCGACCCUCAACUCUCCGAUGCGCGUUUAUCCUCUACCAAAACUCUCGUGCUCGUAACAUGUGUCGAUGACUUAUUCGAUGUGCAUGGUUCUAGAGAAGAAUCGCAGAAGUUCCUACAAUUAAUACAAGAGUGGAAAGAGAAGCCGGCUGCCGAAUACGGUUCGAAGCAAGUUGAGAUUCUCUUUACAGCAGUGUACAACACGGUAAACGAUUUAGCAGAAAAGGCGUCUUUGCAGCAAGGCCGUUGCGUUAAGCAAUUUUUCAUCGGCAUGUGGGUUGAAAUCGUAACAAUUUUCAUGAAAGAAUUGAAUAUGUGGCAUGAAGGAGCUGCGGUAACGUUGGAUGAGUACUUGUCGUUUAGUUGGGUGACGAUCGGUAGCAGAAUUUGCGUACUCACAGCGAUCCAUUUCAUCGGUAUAAAAUUAUCGGAUGAAAUGGUUCUCAGUUCGGAGUGUACUGACUUGUGCAUCCAUGUUUCUACCAUUGACCGGCUUUUCAACGAUGUCGGAACUUUUCAGAGGGAGAAAGACGAAGACGGGAAGUUAAACGCAAUAAGCCUUCUGAAAGAAGCCGGUGGUAAUAAAGACGACGGGGCCGCAAUUAUUGCAAAGAUAACCGAAAUUGUUGAAUACCAUAGGAGAAAAGUGUUGCGGCUCGUGUACGAAAGAGGAACCGUUCUUCCUAGGAAAUGCAAAGACGUGUUCUUGAACACGAGCAAGAUUACACAGUACGUCUACUCUUGCGGCGACGAAUUCACGUCCCCGCAAGAAGAAAUAAUGAACGAUUUGAAGUCGUUGAUUUAUCUACCUCUAAAAAAUCGAUGAUGAUGCAAAUGUGUUAUUCAAGCUCUUCUAGCAUGGCAAAUUUUUGUAUGUGAUAUAAAGAGAAUUAAUCUUUAUGUAGUUUUUUGUAACUAAAUAAUAAUUAAAUAAAUAAAAAAUUCAUUGGUUUGUUUGAUA
Messenger RNA from Erythranthe guttata (spotted monkey flower), 7143 nucleotides. Its product is annotated as class I diterpene synthase 2, chloroplastic. The record is from RefSeq and is a predicted model, not a curated record. Gene Ontology annotation, biological process: gibberellin biosynthetic process. Gene Ontology annotation, molecular function: magnesium ion binding; terpene synthase activity. Lineage: Eukaryota; Viridiplantae; Streptophyta; Magnoliopsida; Lamiales; Phrymaceae. Gene Ontology annotation, cellular component: chloroplast.